AUGAAAUUUUCUUGUGUCCUGUUCGUUUUUGUUGCGAUGAUUGGCUUGACUCAAGCCAAUCCUGUCCGUGUCCGUCGUGAAGCCGCCGACGUCUAUUGCAUUAGGCAUUUCGAGCACUUCCAGAAGUACUGUGGAGACGAGAACUUCUUAGCCACUCGUGACUUACUUCCAAAGGUUGUCAAGUUCUGCCCAGCCUAUCAGAAGCAUUGCGCCGUUGGAAAAUCUGGAGUUGUUGAGCUACCUGAUCUUGGAUCUCAGUUGGUUCUGCCACCAUCCAUUGAGAGAGCUUCUAAAUUCGAUCGUCUUUUGGACUUACCAAUGAGCGAUGACAAGGAUAUCUUCACCUCAAAUAAAUUCUCCCCAGCGAAAUCAACUCGUCUUACUGCUGCCAUUGUUGCCACUUGCAAUCCAGACUGCGUAGACCCACAAUGUACCGACGAGUGCAAAUGUGCUCACACUCAUCCAAAGGUUCAUGCCACGUGCAAUCCACCAUCUUCUGCUGCGAUGGCUCAAACUUGUCAACGUUGGUAUGCCAAGUGCACCAUGUUCUCCCCAGUACAAUACUAA
This is a messenger RNA of Caenorhabditis briggsae, 567 nucleotides long. Gene Ontology annotation, biological process: positive regulation of Notch signaling pathway. The transcript is spliced from 2 exons. The coding region runs from base 1 to 567 and encodes 188 amino acids. NCBI's taxonomy places the organism in Eukaryota, Metazoa, Nematoda, Chromadorea, Rhabditida, Rhabditidae. Gene Ontology annotation, molecular function: Notch binding. The record is from RefSeq and is a predicted model, not a curated record.